Messenger RNA from Callorhinchus milii (elephant shark), 1626 nucleotides. It is a transcript of the gene midn, whose product is annotated as midnolin. Lineage: Eukaryota; Metazoa; Chordata; Chondrichthyes; Chimaeriformes; Callorhinchidae. Gene Ontology annotation, cellular component: nucleus. Bases 1 to 1380 code for a protein of 459 amino acids. The transcript has 6 exons. The record is from RefSeq and is a predicted model, not a curated record.
AUGCUUGCUUAUUUGUUGGCUCUUUUUUUGUAUCUCUCAACCCCCCCCCCAUCACCCCAUGACUCGCUCCUUUCUUUUAAUCCUUUUAUAAACUUUUCCCCCCUCCUCUCUCCCCCCCCCCCCCCCCCCCACUCCAGGCGUUUAAAUUCCGGAAAGCUGCAGGAUCACAGUAUAGCGGAGGGCAGCAAGUUAACCCUCGUCCCCACCGUGGAGGCUGGACUCAUGUCUCAGGCUUCCCGGCCAGAGCAGUCAGUGAUGCAGGCACUGGAGAGCUUAACAGAAACUCAGGUCAAUGACUUCCUAUCGGGACGGUCGCCUUUGACUCUGGCUCUGCGUGUGGGCGAUCAUAUGAUGUUCGUGCAGCUGCAGUUAUCGGCCCAGCAGGCGGGGGGGCAACUGCAGCACCGACACGUGAUCGCCAGUGGCGGGGGAGGGGGAGGAGGCGGGGGGCCGCGGACCUCCUACCACAGGCCCGGCCCCGGGCCGGCCUCGAACUGUAGCCACACGCCGGCCUGCCCCAGGCCUCCCCCCGCAACCUCCCACCCCCCCACCCCGACCCCCAGCCCCAACCCAGGCACCCCGACCUCGCUCACCGCCGGCUCCUUCACUUCGCACGGAGCCCGGACGCCAACACCGAACCCCGGCCAAGAUGUAGCCUCUUCCUCCUGCGCUGAGGGAGAAUGUAGCACGAAAACUCCGGCUGCCGCUGGCACCGCGACCAACAGCAAGAGUCGCAAACCGGGCGCCAUCAUCGAGAGCUUCGUCAACCACGCCCCCGGGGUCUUCUCCGGAACCUUCUCAGGCACUUUGCACCCGAACUGCCAGGACAGCACUGGGCGUCCCCGGCGAGACAUCACCACCAUCCUGCAGAUCCUCAACGACUUGCUGAGCGCCACCCGGCACUACCAGGGGAUGCCACAGUCCCUCACCCAACUGCGCUGCCAGAGCCAGUGUGCCAACAACGCCAACCACGCCAGCGCCUCGCCCGCCCCGGCCCCCUCGCCCUCGCCCGCCGCACACGCCUGCUUCACCAAAACUACCUCGGAGGAGCCAGGGAAGCCCCCGCUCCACUCCCUCGUCCAGUGUCAGAGCCACAUCCGCAUGUGCCGAUCACACGGUGACCGGCUGAGGCAGACGGAGAACAGAGCCACACGCUGUAAGGUGGAGCGUUUGCAGCUCUUGAUGCAGCAGAAGAAGUUGCGGAGGAAGGCGCGGCGAGAUGCCAGGGGGCCGUACCAGUGGCUGCCCAACCGCAAAGCCAACCGCACCAACAGCAGCUCCAGUCUGUCCAGCGACAGCAGCUUGGACUUGGACUAUGAGGAUUCCCUGUGGAAACCGGAGGUCAAGGCCGACCUCAAGUCCGGCUUCGUGGUGGCCUAGAGCGAGCGAGAGAGAGAGAGAGAGAGAGAGACACUCGUUACCGGACACAUCGGCGGAUACAGAGGGCAGGGGAGGGGGAGCCUGAGCCUCAGCCCAGCAGGACUUCGUUCGAACCUUUUUUUUUGUUUGGGGCGAGUUGGGGAGCAGGGGGGUGUGGGGCGGGUGGGGGGGUGGGGGGGGGCAAGAGAAAGACGGAAGAGGGGAGGGGAAAACAAGACAACCCCGAGUGCGAAUGCCUGGGAGAAA